Daldinia caldariorum is the source of this 1191-nucleotide messenger RNA. RefSeq lists its product as uncharacterized. The transcript is spliced from 2 exons. NCBI's taxonomy places the organism in Eukaryota, Fungi, Ascomycota, Sordariomycetes, Xylariales, Hypoxylaceae. The record is from RefSeq and is a predicted model, not a curated record. Bases 1 to 1191 code for a protein of 396 amino acids.
AUGUCUUCAAACAUUCAUACAUCACAGACUUUCACGUUUCAAGGAAAGACACUUCAGGAGGCUCUCGAAGAAGUUGCCAUGGCUAUACCUAUGAUACUGGCGCUCACGAUUGCCCCUGCUCUGUUAGGGACACAGGAGGCAAUCCGACAAAGCCAGUCCAAGAAUAAACGCGAAGAACACCGAGCUCGUCGCUGCAACCUUGUGGUUUCUUGCGUAAAACAGUCGAUAAGAAGUCGAGACAUCAAUGGGAAGUUAGUUGUGCUAAAGGAUAAUAAGCUCUAUAUUACGACUGGCGACUCAUCUACCGAAGGUGAUAAUACCAAUGCUGCAAAUACCGGGCAUCCAUUCGCAGGAUAUUAUUUACCAUACCCCGAUAAACCAUACGAGGGUCUAGUCAGCACCAUAAGCGACGACCCGCCAAUGCUAAACUGGAUAUAUGUUGAUAAGGACACCUAUGAAGUCAAAUAUGGCGUUAGAGCCGACGCGCAACCUCAUAUCACAGGGCCGUUCGAUUGCACCCGGCAGGACCGGCGCAUGACCCUAGAGGGAUGGGAAGGCUUCGCCGCAGUCGAGGAGUUCCCGGGUAUUUGGGCACUAUACUUUGACCGCGACGACGACGGCCUAAUUACCAAGGUCCCGAUGGGAACUAGAGUGCUCGAGGUAGAACUUACCCGACGUGAGAAAAAAGAACGCAAGCCUGAACCAGACCCGAAUCAGGCGCAGACGUUAGACGAGAAGAUGAAGCAGCACAAGGAGCAAACCCAAAGAGAGGAAGAAGAGAAGCAAGAAAUGCUUCGUAGUCAGCAACAGACUGAUGCGACUGAACAAGCAAAUCCAGAGCCGUUACAACAGGAUAGAGCUGCUACAGAGGAUCAGGCUACAGGAGAAGCAAACGUUGACGGCGCGCAGCUUGACUUAAGCAAGCUACACCUCGACCCCAACUCUCAUGCAGAACACACAUCUGGGACCAUCCCCCACUCACCUAGUGUAGCGACCGACAACAUCUCGUUUUGGUCUGCGGCGAGAAAAGCCGACGGUCUGAGCGAUACCGCGUCUGUCACUGCGGCGAGUUCUAUCACCGACAGACUCGAUACUCUUGAAGAACAAGCAGACGAAUUAAGUGGACCAGGGUAUAAGAAACCGUACGUUGAAGACGAGGUUGUCGCGGAGGAGCAUGUAAACAGUACAUAG